Molecule: messenger RNA, 4691 nt
Organism: Mytilus californianus (California mussel)
Lineage: Eukaryota; Metazoa; Mollusca; Bivalvia; Mytilida; Mytilidae
Exons: 8
Coding region: 35-1180 (381 amino acids)
Source: RefSeq, a predicted model, not a curated record
UAAAAAAGCGCUGAAUGUUUGAGUGACAACAAUAAUGUGUUUUCCAUUAUUAGGAUGUUUAGUGGAUGUUCUUCCAUAUAUAUGUGUUGUCACGGUACCCGUUUACGGUUCAUUUUGUGGAAUUGACCUUAUUUUACGCGUGUCAAUCCUGUUUUAUGCGUAUGCAUUGAUAACUCAGUAUGGUCCUAACUUUUUGCAUUAUAUAUUGCCUUAUUUGAAUCUAAGCCUGUUGGUAUUGACAUUGAUAUAUCUUCCAAUAAAUCUGGUACCCUACCCAUUAGUAUGGCUCUAUGACAAAAUACUAUGGGUAACAGAGCCAGCACUUAUGAUAGCAGAGAUUGUUUUGGCCUUAAACUUUGUGAUGCAUUGUAGUCAGAGAGUGAUUGAAAAAAUGGAAGAAGAUGAUUCUAAUUUAUGGAAGAUCCUGACAAUAGGUUUUUCUUCCUUGUGUUAUGCACUGACAGCUUCAGCUUCAUGGGACAUUUAUCUGGAAGGUACCAAAGGUCAAAUGCUGUUGUUAUUUGUUGUUUUGAUUCUCUGUCUGACAAUGCACAACAUGAUGUGGAUGUCACAAGAAGGAUUUCUGUGUGAUGUUGCCUUUUCAACACUAUGUUCUAUAUCAGUAUUGUAUGCUAUGAAGGAAGAGACAUCGUUGAUAAACCAUCCACUACGUACACCAGAUACAUGGCUACAAUAUGACAGUAGAAAAUCUUUAUAUAGUAUUGGAUUCUAUAUACUCAACAGUACAAUGGAUAAUGCAGGCCUUGCUUUAGAAUUUCUGAUGAAGUUUUUACGACCAUUUUUCUUGGUUACUCUAGGAAUAAGAUUAUACAGUAUAUUAUAUAUAAUAGAAAAAGUAUAUGAUAAAUUUGUUAAUGAAGAUGAAGAUAUAUUUGAAGAUUUUGAUGAAGAAAAAUUAUCUCAACUCUACAGAUCUCCAUUGACUAUAAAACUUUCAGUAAUAUUCAUGUUUACUCAAAUGACUGUUAAUCUUUUUUACGAAACCCGUGGAGUUUCUACAGUGUCAGCAUGGCCGUUUACAUAUAUCAGUGACUUCUAUCCUAAAGAUAUAGUAUUUAGCAGGGUAAUACAGAUUAUUGUGGUAAAUAUAUUUUACAUAUGGAGAUUAUACUACUCAGAUGAUUGGACAUGGAGUGAAUGGUUCUCAUCCUCAUUGUGAAAAUUUGAAGAGGAUUUCUGAUUCCAGUAAGUGUUUUAAUGGAUGGAAACAGAAAGUAAAUCAUAAGAUCUGCAUAGAAUGAAAUAUAUUGUUGUGAGUUUGGUUUGGCAUAUUAAGUUUAAACCGUGUGUUUUCGGAACAGAAAUGAAACUGGAGAUGGGGUACCAGAAAGUUGAAUACUAUUUUGAAAGGUUGUAUUACUCUCUUCCCAUGAAUACCCAUUCCCAAUAUAUUAAAAAUAUUAUCUGUGAUUUUCAGCAGGAUAUAGGAUCUAAAAAAUAGGGAUUUAAAAUUGUAACUGCCAAGUUGAAAUUUCAAAAUUGGUAAAUGUUUUUACUAAACAUGCUAAAAUUGUCAACUCAAACUUAAAUAAAAAGAAAAUAAUUUAUAUGCAUGCUUUUUCAAUUAUAUGAAAAUAACUUAAAAAAAUAUGAUUUUUGUUUUAAAAGAAACAAAUGUAUAUUUAGACAUUCAGUAUUAUUUUUUUCUCCUUUUCAUAUACAUGAUAUAUGUGUGUCUCGUUAUUAAAUGACUUGACUGGAAGCUCCAUGAUAUACAUGAUAUACCCUUUUUUAUUACAAUAUUUUGGAAACAGCAUGGUUCAUACUACACAGUAGUAAAGUAUUUUAAAAUCUAUCACUAAUUUUGUAGCCAUCACAUAAAAAUAACACUUUUCAGCAUUUUCAUAAAUAUACACAGGUCUUUGCAUUGUGAACACCUCCUUUUACUAUAGAAAUUAUGCAGUACGGAAAUAUUUCUUCACCAUUUGACUGCCAUUUUUUCCUGGAAACGUAAUUUUGAUUGUUUCAAAAACGGAGAUAAAUGGGGAGAUAAUGAACUGUUUAGAUACAGGGUCAACUAUAGUUCAUCAGUGAUUAGAUAUGCAUCAUGUACAUGUAUAUACAAAUAAGGAUUUUUUUAUAUGCCCAUCAUGGAGGGGACAUACAUGCAUUAUUGUAUACCCUUGUCUGUCUGUUUGUCAGUCAGUCUGUCCACACAUCCUUCAAAAGAUAAAGAAUAACUGAUCAAGUUUUAUGAAACUUGUGUGGAAGAAAACAACCUUUCGAUUUUGAAAUUGUUUUAGGUUGUUCUAGGACUUAACCGUCAUUGCCAUUUGUCACAUAUCACACCCUAACUUGAGGCUUGGAUUGAUUUAGGCUGUUAUUUGGAUCGUUUAAGUUGGCUACCUGUUGAUUUUGAAAAAAAUUUGAUUUUCAAUCCAGAGUUAGGGGAUUUUGAUGAGGCAUCAAAUUUUCGUAAAUUUUUCACAUCAUGUUCUCUAACGUUUAACUUGUAAGACUAUUGUUGGGAUUGGUUAAAGUAAGCUACCUAUCAGCAAUGAUCAGUUUUGAAGUUUUCCAAUUUCUCAUUCAAAAUCUAGAUCUAGAGUUAUGGGAAUUUCUUUCCUUUGAUUGUAAGAUUUAAGACAAUAUUUUAACAUGUCUUGCACUAACUUUAGUAUGCUUUGAUCAUAUACUUCUAACUUUUUAAUGUUGUUGGGAUUGUCAAAAGAAGCUGCUUCCUGUUUUUUUUUAAAUGUUAGAUAUGCUUUUCUAGAGUUAUUGGACCUUUAACUAUCUCAUGCAAGUUUUUCUGCAAGGUCAUUUUACUGACUUUUGAUUUUAUGGCACUUACAAUGAUCCAUUUUAUAUUUGGAAUAAUUUCAAUAUGCAUAUGAAGGUUGAAUCUAUUGUUUCUGUCACAGCUCUUUAUUUAGUUAAUGUGUUUCUAAACACUGAUAGUGUCAGAGGUGCAAUUUAAUAAUAUUGUCAUCUCAAAUGUUAUACAAUGUUAUUUGUUUUAUUUCAUUGUCCUGUAAUUCGCUCAAAGGUAUUGCAAAUUAGGCAUAUCUUCAAUAUACAGAGUAUUAAUAGAUAAUAAAAAUAAAUAAUGGAAAUCAAAGGACAAGUAAUGUAUUUUGAGACCAAAGUUUAUAUGCUAAUACAAUGUAUUGUUUAUUAAGAAUAAUGCUAAUAUAACAUUUUUGUUUGUAUAUAUCUGUUUCACAAUAAAUCAUUUGAAAAAUGGUAACUACUGUAUGCAUUAAAAUACACAGUUGGUUGUAACUAUGAUUACUAACCCAUAAUUUUUAUAUUUUGGAUUUUUUUUUAAUGUCAAACUGCUUUUUGAUUUUUAUUCCUUUUUAUUUGUUAUAAUAUUUUUGUUUUAUCUUAAUUUCUUAUAUCUUUGCAUAAGAAAUAUAAGAUAUAUAUACAAGAUCUGUAAGUGCAUUUUGCCAAUUCUUAUUUUGAGAUUAUCAUUAUGAUCAUGGUAGUACAUUUCCUAUAUGAUCUCUUAUUUAAUAAGAUCUGCAUUUUGCUUACUGUAAAUUCAGAAAUCAUUAUUAUUGCAAAUAAUGCUACUGGGUGAUAAUCACAAUAUGAGAACUCGCAUUUGGAGAUCUGAUACAUAUCACUCUAUGCAGAUUUUCCUGAAAUUUCAAUAAUUACUAGAACACACCCGCGAAAUAGCGGGCAUUUAGAGCGUGGUUGAAAGUAUGUAAACUGUUGUAGGAUGAAUUUUUGUUAACGAUUUUAUGACUGGAGAAUUUCAGGAACGGUAUUAAAAGUCAUAGAUACUUGGUGACAGGACAAUUUUUUUUAGCCCUCCCCCUUUUUUUGCAAAGUCCAUUAUUUUUUGUUUUCUGUUUUUCUGUAUACUAUGAACAUACAUAUACUAUAAAUAAAGUGUACUUGCUAUUUACUAUCAAUUCCAAGUUUACUAUUCACGGCGGUCACUGAUGUAUUAUAUUUGAAUUGAUAGUAAAUAUAAAGCAAAUACACUUUAUUUAUAUUAUAUGUAUGAUCAUAGUAUACAGAAAAACACGAAAAUAAUUGUCCUUUCCCUAAGUACUUAUGAAAAUUAUGUGUAAUUUUAAAACAGUCCUAACCUAAAGGAAAUCUUAUCUAUGACUUAAAAGUCUGUCCGAUGAUGGAAACAAUAUCCGGACGCCUUUAUUUUCGUUUUCCUCCAAAAAUAACCCAAACUGAAUAAUCAUAAGCGAGGAUGAUAAAUGCGACUAAAAUGGUACCUAUAGGACACAGAGGCAUGAUGAUUAAUUUAUUAUGGAAGGAAGAGAAGUGACACACAAAAUGAGGUCUUCUCAUUUAAUAGUAUAGAAUCUUGCAUUUUUGUCCUUUCUUCAAAAUUGCAAUAAUAAAUGCACAAAAUAAUUUCUGAAUUUGCAGUAUUCUGAUUUUAAGAUUAUUUAGGAAGAUUAAUUUGCUUACUUAGAUAAUUGGUGUCAGAUUAUUUAAGUUUCUGCAUUUUGCCUGAAUUGAGUUGUUUAUUUGUUGUUUUGCUAAUCAUUUAUUUUUUGCUAUUCCUUGUUGUAUGUGAUUAAGAUUUAAAAAAAUAAUACAUAAAAAUCCUAGAUUGGAGCAAUACUUAUAUCUCAGAAUGAAUCACUUAUAAUAGACUAUUUUCAUAUUACCGACUUCUGACUCCGGAAUACAUAAUAAUUCGACAGGUUGCCUAGUCUGUGGUAGGACAUUCUGGACUCAGGUCAAGU